AUGACAGCGACCCCACCAGACGGCGAGCCCGGAUCACCCCAGACAAUAUUUUCCGCCGGGGAGUUCCUCGACAGGUCGGACGAGGAGGAUCCAGCUCUUGCUGGCUCCGUUGUGCGCCCGAUGUCCAUCUCCUCGCGCCCUGGGCUUGGCCGGAACGGGCAGGUCGUUCACCUCGGCCAAACGUCGAAUAUCUGCCUGCUCGAUCUCGAGAGUCGAGUGCCCAGCGAUACAGUGCACUACCCGCUAUCCGGCCGAUUAAAUUGCGGUAGUAGUAAAGCCACAAAUGAACAUAAGAUCCUGCAGAAGCUAGGGGCAUUUUUGCUUCCGCCACGCGCGAUAUGCGAUGCUAUCGUCCAGGCCUUCUUCCAGUGGGUGUUUCCAAUCUUGCCGAUUUUAGACACGGCCGAGUUUAUGGAACGGUACGAGGAUGUGAAGAAUCCGCCAUCUAUACUUCUCAUGCAGGCUGUGCUGCUCGCUGGAACGAGGGCUUGUAAGGAUCCGCGCCUGCUCGAUAAGACUGGUUCUUCGGCUGCAGCUGCGCGGAUCUUCUACAAGCGCGCGACAUCACUGUUUGAGUUUAAUUAUGAGGAUGACCGUAUUAUCGUUACGCAGGCUUUGAUGUUGAUCGGUUGGUACUGGGAUGAUCCGAAUGAGCCGCUGAAGGACCCAUUUGACUGGACAAGAAACGCAAUUUCUGUUGCAUACGCCGCGGGACUACAUAGAAGCGUGGCGAAAUCGCAGCUCCUGGAGUCAGAGAAGCGUCUCCGAACUCGAAUAUGGUGGGCCCUCUUCACGCGAGAUAGAAGCAUCGCGAUAUUUUACGGCCGACCACUAGGCAUCCAUCUGGAGGACUCGGACCUUGAUCCUCUUGUGCGGAGCGACUUCGUCGAGGGAGGCAGCCUCAUCCUUACCGAAGUUCAGAUUGAAUUUUUCACCCAAUAUGUCCGCCUGUGUGAAACCAUGGAGAACAUUGUGUCUUACUACAACAGGGCCUCGAGAUCCUCAACAAAGAGCAUAAGCGGCAUUGUUUACUAUGACCUCUCCUUAACGAAUUGGCUGGCCAACUGCCCGCCAGAGCUGCGAUGGGAGUCCUCACCGCAUGACUUUUGGUCUGCCCUCUUGAAUAUCACAUACUGCUCGGUGCUUUGCCAACUUCACCAAUUCAACUGUUUCAAAACGUUCGGAUUCCCGACAAACCAGGUAUCCGGCACCAUCGACAUAUCGUACGAGAUCGCUCUUUACGCAGCCAAGAUGAUAACGGAGCUGCUUGAGCGAUUCCAAGCUGAGCAGGAGAUGCAGUAUUGUCCAGCAUUCAUUGUCUACUCGAUAUAUUCGGCACUCUCAAUGCACGUUAUUCAAACCCGGCGAUCUUCGCCGCAGGAGACUCGCAGGAACAAACAACAAAUCGACACCUGCAUGCGCGCCUUGAGGCAGGUUUCUCGUGUCAUAUACAGAGUUUUCGAAGCGAUGGUGGGAGAUAAGACUGCGAGCCCAACCGCGAUCGCAACCCCGUGCGUGAACGAUGUUGUGAAGCAGCUCCAGACUUCAGUCUAUCUUCCUUCGGAGACGUGA
This is a messenger RNA of Aspergillus puulaauensis, 1572 nucleotides long. RefSeq names its product fungal specific transcription factor domain-containing protein. The record is from RefSeq and is a predicted model, not a curated record. Gene Ontology annotation, biological process: DNA-templated transcription. Bases 1 to 1572 code for a protein of 523 amino acids. NCBI's taxonomy places the organism in Eukaryota, Fungi, Ascomycota, Eurotiomycetes, Eurotiales, Aspergillaceae. The transcript is spliced from 5 exons. Gene Ontology annotation, molecular function: DNA binding; zinc ion binding.